Funneliformis mosseae is the source of this 1578-nucleotide messenger RNA. The record is from the annotation of a GenBank genome assembly. Lineage: Eukaryota; Fungi; Glomeromycota; Glomeromycetes; Glomerales; Glomeraceae.
AUGUAUCAACGCGAUCGUAACCAAUCCCUUUUCCUUGGUGGGGAGAGAAUUUCCGGAAGCGAAGUACGAAACCAGAAUGUACUUGCUGUUAUGUCCAUUGCGAAUAUUGUGAAAAGCUCUCUUGGUCCUGUAGGCCUGGACAAAAUGUUAGUCGAUGAUAUUGGGGAUGUUACAAUAUCAAAUGAUGGAGCAACAAUUCUCAAUUUGCUUGAAGUUGAACACCCUGCUGGACGUGUUCUUGUAGAGCUGGCUCAGCAACAGGACAAAGAAGUUGGUGAUGGGACAACGUCGGUCGUUAUAAUAGCUGCAGAACUUCUUCGCCGUGCAAAUGAACUCGUAAAGAAUAAAAUUCAUCCAACCACAAUUAUUACUGGUUAUCGGUUUGCAAGUAAAGAAGCAUGUAAAUAUAUUGCCGAUAAUCUGACUACCAAGGUUGAUACGUUGGGACGGGAUUGUCUUGUAAAUGUUGCAAAGACAAGUAUGGCUAGUAAGAUCAUUGGAUCUGACGAUGAGUUUUUUGCAAAUAUUGUCGUGGAUGCAAUUCUUGCUGUUAAAUCUACAAAUUCUCGUGGCGAAGUUAAAUACCCUGUUAAAGCUGUUAAUGUUCUCAAGGCUCAUGGUAAAAGUACUCGAGAAUCCAUUAUUGUUAAAGGGUAUGCUCUGAAUUGUACUGUUGCAUCCCAAGCUAUGAAAACAAAGAUCACGAAUGCUAAAGUAGCGUGUCUAGAUAUGAACCUUCAGAAGGCAAGGAUGCAUUUGGGUGUUCAUAUCACCGUUGACGAUCCAGAAAAAUUAGAAGAUAUUCGUAAACGUGAAGCUACCAUCACUAUUGAACGUGUUCAAAAAAUUAUUUCUGCGGGGGCCAAUGUUAUUCUUACAACAAAGGGUAUUGAUGACCUCUGUUUAAAAUUAUUCGUAGAAAGUGGAGCUAUGGCUGUUCGUCGCUGCAAAAAAGAAGAUUUAAGAAGAAUCGCAAAAGCUACUGGAGCCACGCUUAUUUCCACACUUGCUAAUCUUGAGGGAGAGGAAACAUUUGAACCAUCAUAUCUUGGUACUGCAGACGAAGUUGUUCAAGAACGUAUUUCUGAUGAUGAGUGUAUUCUUAUUAAAGGUACUAAAGCUCAAAAUUCAUCUUCUAUCAUUUUACGUGGUGCCAAUGAUUACAUGUUGGAUGAAAUGGAAAGGGCUUUACAUGAUUCAUUGUCCGUCGUGAAAAGAACUCUGGAAAGUGGUGCUGUUGUUCCAGGUGGUGGUGCAGUUGAGACAGCGUUGAGCAUUUAUUUGGAAACUUUUGCAACAACUUUGGGAUCACGAGAGCAGCUUGCCAUAGCUGAAUUCGCAAAUUCACUUCUUGUAAUACCAAAAACACUUGCUGUAAAUGCUGCAAAGGAUUCGACUGACUUAGUUGCAAAAUUAAGAGCAUAUCAUAAUGCGUCCCAAAACGCUACACCAGAUGAUCCAAAAAAAAAUCUAAAACAUUAUGGUCUUGAACUUCUUAAGGGUGAAAUUAGAGAUAAUUUGAAAGCUGGCGUUGAACCGGAACAAAGAGGUGGAGAAGAUGAUGGUCAUGGUCAUUAA